AUGUAUUCUGGCCAGCCAUUACCAUGCUCCUACCCAACAUCGUCCGCCAGCGCACCGUCUGUGCAGCCUGGUUAUAUCUCGCCUACGGAUUCGCGGCGCGCGCUUGAGGACGAGAAGGAGAAGCAACAGUCACAACCACAAAGGCAAUCCCUCCCGUCCAUCCACGAGGCUUUAGGAAAUGAUAACCCCCUUCCGUAUCCUGCGCCCACAUCGGCGGCUCCUCAGCAGCCUCACCAUGCACCACAUUCGCAUCUCCUGUCUUCAAAUGUUAUAGCACGGCCGACUGGCGAAGCACCGUCGGGGCCACCGAAUCCGUUUUCAAAUGUGAUAUCAUCAGGACCUUAUGCAGUGCGGGACUCGGCGUACCCUCAACCCCAACUCCAAGCAGAAGCAUCUCGGGCGAGUUUGGCCUCAGUCACCACACAGGAUUCGCGAAACCCCUCGAUUCAAUCUUUGAGUUCGGGCAAGUCACCCACGCAAAGUCAGAAAACGGGGAUCACUUCAAUCGCUGGCUCGCAGACAGGGUCCGCCUAUGAAUAUAGUGCUCCUACUUCUGCGGGCAGUAUCGCCUCUCCCAACGGCUAUGGUACUUUCCCGCAGAACUUCUCCUUCCAGUCGCAGCCCCCGCCAAAUGCGUCAACAUAUCCGGUUGCGUAUGACACUCGACCCUACGGUACUGCAUGGAAGCCGAGUAUACCUGAAGCUGCGCGUGUCGAGGAAAUGAAGGGCGGACUUGCGGGUCGUGCUAUUGCGGGACAGAUCCCGGGUGAUUCUGUCAAACGGCAUUUGGACGUGUAUGAUGUGGAGACAUCGCUCAAUGAGAUUGCCGAGAUGAGCACGCGCACGUUGGACUUUUCACGGCAUUACGCCGCAAAAGCGCACCAGACCCAGCGAUCUGGGCCCGUUUUAGGGUCCCUGCCCUCUCUACAGGAAGUGGAGGAUAUGCUUAAUUUUCAACGCCGGAACCAGGAUGCCUUACUACGUAUACGAGCCGCGGUUGUGAGCCAAGAGCACGCAUUGGCAGAGCAAAUGGCCCAAAGAAAGGCUUUCAAGGCUGGUGGGGUUCGUGACGAUGACCACAUGGCAAUGUACCAAGACGAAUACAAGGGCA
Molecule: messenger RNA, 1111 nt
Organism: Aspergillus caelatus
Lineage: Eukaryota; Fungi; Ascomycota; Eurotiomycetes; Eurotiales; Aspergillaceae
Gene: nsdD
Product: GATA-type sexual development transcription factor NsdD
Exons: 2
Source: RefSeq, a predicted model, not a curated record